GCUUUCCUGCCGUGAGGUACUCGAGGUGGCGACUUCCGUUUCCGGUCGGCUCCGGCUUCAGGGUUGAAUAUUGAAUGUCCUGAGAGGUCAGAUUGCUGUCAGCUUUUCUAGGUCAUGCCAAACAGUUUUUCAGAGUGGUUGUGCUAAGUCACAUUCUCACCACUUGGGUGUGAAAUUGGAAGGUACAUCACAAUGUGAUUUCCCCAGUUCUCACAAUCUUGUAAGACAUGGCCCAUGGACAUGAACAUGGACAUGGACAUGAACAUGGUCAUAGUAAAAUGGAACUUCCAGAUUAUAAACAAUGGAAGAUAGAGGGGACACCUUUAGAAACUGUCCAGGAGAAGCUGGCUGCACGAGGGCUAAGAGAUCCAUGGGGCCGCAAUGAAGCUUGGCGAUACAUGGGCAACUUUGCAAACAAUGUUUCCUUUGUUGGCGCAUUAUUAAAAGGAUUCAAAUGGGGAUUUGCUGCAUUUGUAGUAGCAGUGGGGGCUGAAUAUUACCUGGAGUCCCAGAAUAAAGAUAAGAAGCAUCACUGAAGAUAAUACCUGGAAGUAUCUCUGUGGCUUUUUCACUCUCUUAUAAAAGUAAGAUUUCACUGUAGCCCACUUGUCUUUGUGUUUGUUCCUUAAAGAACACCUGUAAAUUUCAAUAAAGAAUACAGGUGCCAGUCUGUUUUUGUCAUCCUUUAAUAAUAAAAAAAAUGUUUCUCAAACCA
Messenger RNA from Pteropus alecto (black flying fox), 715 nucleotides. It is a transcript of the gene NDUFB3, whose product is annotated as NADH:ubiquinone oxidoreductase subunit B3. Bases 228 to 536 code for a protein of 102 amino acids. Gene Ontology annotation, biological process: electron transport chain; mitochondrial respiratory chain complex I assembly. The record is from RefSeq and is a predicted model, not a curated record. Gene Ontology annotation, cellular component: mitochondrion. The transcript has 4 exons. NCBI's taxonomy places the organism in Eukaryota, Metazoa, Chordata, Mammalia, Chiroptera, Pteropodidae.